Molecule: messenger RNA, 3857 nt
Organism: Lytechinus variegatus (green sea urchin)
Lineage: Eukaryota; Metazoa; Echinodermata; Echinoidea; Temnopleuroida; Toxopneustidae
Gene: exoc5
Product: exocyst complex component 5-like
Exons: 19
Coding region: 416-2551 (711 amino acids)
Biological process (GO): Golgi to plasma membrane transport; exocytosis
Cellular component (GO): exocyst; cytoplasm
Source: RefSeq, a predicted model, not a curated record
UAUUGUGCCCCCCCCCCUACUAUUUUGGGUAGGGGGGACACGUCCCCCCUGGGAUUUCUGCCCAUGAUGGAGAAUAAAACACCUAGCACCCCUAGAAAAUCUUGGGGGUGCUUCACCCCAGCAUCCCUGCUUCCCAGCGCCAUGAAUUAUGGGCACACUAUACCACAGGGUAUCCUAAUUUGUAGUCGAUAAAUGCGAGGUCUGAACCCGGGGGCCUUAAAGGAUCAGGCAGACCACUUGACCUCGAUCGCCUCACAUCUCAGUAGUGUCUCCCUCUUUUGGGCAAAGCUUUACAGUGCUCCCCUGGCAAAUGUCUUCCGGGAUUCUGCUUGCAUUUGAGAGUGAGAAGCAGACGUGAAAAUCUAUCGUUGAAAACAUCAUUAAUUCUUCGUCUCACCUCUAAAUCUAAAGGAAGAUGUCUUCUCUAAAAGAAUUUGCUAAGUCUGAUUUUGACCCUGAGCAGCACGUGGAGCAGCUUGCCUGGCGUGUUUUAGGUGGGGACACCAGGGAUGGUCCAGGCAGCUUUGAUCCUAAGAAGAUGCUCAAUGCAUUUGUGUGUACCAUUGAGGAGCUGAAGCUAAGCUCUGCCAGGGUAGAGGAGAAGAUCACAAAGCUAGAACAUGGUAUGAAGACUGAGAUGAAGCAGCAUGCUAAACGUAUCUCACAGCUUCAGGAUCAUAAUAAGCUAGCCUUUCUACAUUUUCAAGAGCUAGAUGAGCGUAUCAACAGUGUAGCAACCAAAGUUGUUCAUCUAGGAGACCAGUUAGAGGGUGUUAACACACCCAGGUCAAGGGCAGAGGAAGCACUCAAACUCAUCCAAUACUUUGCAGAUUUCAUGGAUGAUUUUGGACCAACAGCUGAUAUCUUCAAUGAUCCAGAAAAGUACCAAGAAGCUGCUGAUGUUAUACAGAAGCUACAACUAAUUGCCCAAGAGUUACCACAAGAUCAAUUUGAUAAGCCAAAGAAAAAGAUUCAAGAGAAAUAUAAUCAGAUAGAGGAGGAUCUAAUCCAAGAUUUCAGACAUUACUUCCAAGAAGCUGACAUUGAAAGAAUGAAAGAAUUAGCAAAUAUUCUCAUUCAUUUUAAGGGUUACAAUCGAUGUGUGGAUGCUUUCAUUGAGGAAAGUCAGAUGAAUUGUUUCAUUCUUCAAGACGUAUGUGAAGAUCUGCUUCCACUGUGCAAGAAGGUUAAUGCCUUAAUUCAUGAUGUAUUCAGUAGUCCUGAGAGCGUGAUGGGGAGGUUUGUGGUCAACCUUUAUGAAGAUAAGUUACAGACACAUGUGAAGGGCAAGCUAGCUGACAAGAAUGAUUUAGAACACUAUCUAAAAAACCUGCAACAUCUGUAUGUGAGGACAGAUAGGCUAACAAGUGCCCUGGCUGAAUACCGGCUAGGAUCCGAUGCCCACCUCCUCAGCCGUCUGACUAAGAAGAUCUUUGGAGCAUACCUUAACAAGUACAAUGUCGCUGAGACUAAACAUCUUAGAGAAAAGAUGGCAGAUCAUCUUGAUAUGUAUUAUAAGGGGCUUGGUCACACCAAGAAGGGUCCACAGCCUGUUGACAGAUUUCAAGACCUUCAGAACAAGAUCAGGACCAAGGCUCCACUAAACAUCGUAGGAGCAGCUCCAGUGGCAGACUACAAAGGAGAGACUUUCCUCUCACAAGAAUUGGCUCUAAAUCUCCUCUAUGAAGCAAAAAUGAGCUUUACGAGAUGUCAACUGCUGUCGAACCAAUCCAACCUUGCCAAGAAUGCCUAUGAUAUUUUCUGUAUCCUGAUUGACUUCAUGUGCAAUGAGCACAUUGACUAUGCCCUGGAGCUGGGUCUGACAGGGAUACCAAUGGGUGAACCUCGAGCCCCUCCUGCAAGCUACUUCUUUGAGAUUGUCUGCCAGGCCAAUGCCAUCUUCCAUCUUCUAGAGAAGCAGUUCAGUGACAUCUUGGUACCUCUCAUUAGUUCCACUGAGCAGCAUACAGAGUGUGUGGCAAAGAAGAAAGCUUUGAUGGAACAAAUGGAAGGGAAGCUAGAAAUAGGAGUGGACAGGUUAUUAAAUGCCAUCUGUGGAUGGCUCAAGCACCUGCUAUCAACUGAGCAGAAGAAGACGGACUUUAGACCUGAAGCAGAGGCUGGAAUGAUGACACCAUUCUCUCCAGCUUGUGCUAAAGUGAUUUCCUACAUGGAAAAGCAGGUUGAAACCAUCAAGAGAUGCAUGGAUGGCAAGAACAUCAACUCAACAUUGGCAGAGCUUGGUAUACGAUUCCAUAGAGUUGUCUAUGAUCAUCUUCAACAAUUCUCCUAUAACUCAAUGGGUGCAAUGUUAGUAAUCUGUGAUGUCAAUGAAUACAGAAGACUAGUCAAGAAUUUCAAGGUUCCAGUGGUUAACACACUGUUUGAGAUGCUCCAUGCCCUGUGUAACCUGUUAGUUGUAGCUCCAGAGAAUCUUAGACAAGUCAUCACAGGAGAACAGCUGGCUGGAUUAGACAAGUCAGUGGUUAUGUCCUUUGUCCAGUUGAGAUCUGACUUCAAGACAGCAAAGAUUGCCCAGCUCCUGAGAUAGCAACAUCCUUGGUGAAGUUGGCGGUAGUGACAUAGAUUAUACCUGGCUUCUUCUGAUGAGCUUCAGCAUUUUCUGUAGCUUUUCCUGAAGAACCCAAACUCCUGAUAUAGCAACAUCCUUGAUGACUAUGGCAUAGAUUAUACCUGACUGUUUCUUCUGAGCUUCAGCAUUCUCUAGCAUUUCUUAGAGCUCAGCGCCUGAGAAGGCAACAUUCUCGAUGACAACAGCAUUUAUCAUGGCAAGUUUUUUCAGAUCUUCAGGGUGCUCUCUAGGCUUUCCUUAAGAACCCAGAUCCUGAGAUAACACCAUCAUUGAUGACUAUAACAUGGACUUUACCAGGCUUCAUCUGAGCACCAGCAUUCUCUGUAGUCUUUCCUGAAGAACCCAUCGCCCGAAGUUGCAACAUUCUAGAUGACAGUAACAAGAUUGCAUCUGUCUUAUUCUCCUGAGCUUCUGCAUUCUCAGUAGCCUUUCCUGAAGAGCGAUUUGUAUUAACUAGGUCUACAAGCAGUUGGUCUACUUCUCAGAUACCAUAGAGCUAAAUCCAUUUGAGAUGAUCUUUGUAGGUUUGCAUGGUGGAGUUUAUAACGAGAAGAAGGUUUUCAGUGUAUCAUGUGUAAUAUGAAGAAGGGAAGGAAAUACAGGCAGAAAGAUUGAAAUAGAAAGACGAGAAAGGAUGAAAUGACGAAAGAGUACCCCACGCACGUUGCGCAUCCUUCACUCCGGAAGACGGACAGUCAACCUGCCCGAAACAUUGAGUAACCUCUCUUCACUUCAUCCUGGUACUAUUCAAACCAUCGCUACUCAAGCCACAUUCAGCUCAUCUCAUCUGGUUUACAGUCCUUUUCAGGACUUUACUCACUUUCAAGAAAAUGAUACUUCUAAUUUCCUCUUUUCAUCCUCGUCUUUCCAUUUCGAUCUUUCAGCCUCUAUUUCCUUCCCUUCUUCAUAUUACACAUGGUGAACCGUAAACCUUCUCCACAUUAAAUCCAUUUGGUUUUAUAAUGUCAAUGUGGUCUAGUUGCUGUUUAGUCCAAUACCCACUUAGUCUCAUUCCCAUUUAGUCUGUAUGCCCAGUUGGUCUACUUUCCUCUGUCUUCCUAUUAUUUUUUACUUCGUCAGAUUAAUUUUUUUUUCAUAAACAGUUCAUACAACCAUUAUAGACAUAGUGGUUUUUAGGCCAAGUGGAAAUAAGAUGAAAUAGGUAUGUAUCUUAACUCUUUGCCCGCCACGGAUGACUCGCGGCACAUAAAGAGGACUGCCAACGACGACUCAAGUCACAGUUCGCACACAAUGCAUACGGCAC